Molecule: messenger RNA, 1175 nt
Organism: Agelaius phoeniceus (red-winged blackbird)
Lineage: Eukaryota; Metazoa; Chordata; Aves; Passeriformes; Icteridae
Gene: CISD3
Product: CDGSH iron sulfur domain 3
Cellular component (GO): mitochondrion
Molecular function (GO): 2 iron, 2 sulfur cluster binding
Source: RefSeq, a predicted model, not a curated record
CCGCGCGGGGAAGGUCACCGGGAGCGACACCGGGAGCGGCACCGGGACCAUGCUGCGGCCCAGGGCGGCCGCGCUCGUUUCGCUGAUGAGGGCGGCGGGGGACGGCCGCCGGUACCCGGACGUCUCGGGGGGGGCGCGGGUCCCGUCGCUCUGCUCCGCGCCCCCUCCGCAGCCGGUGAUCGCCGCCAAGGAGCCGUUCCCGGUGGAGCUGCAGGAGGGGAAAACCUACGGCUGGUGCGCCUGCGGGCACAGCAAGCGCCAGCCCUUCUGUGACGGUUCCCACAAGAAGGAGGCCCCGGGGCUGUCCUCGCUGCGCUUCACCCCCACCCGAACCGGCCCCGCGCUGCUCUGCGGCUGCAAACGCACCCGGAGCCCCCCGUACUGCGACGGCUCCCACCGGGAGGACGCGGUGCAGGCGGCGCCGCUGCACCCCCGCGCCUGAGCGGGGCUCGGCAGCACCGGCAGCACCGGCAGCACCGGGAUCCCCAUCCCGACCCCGGCACGGCCGCACGGCCGGAGGAGAGGCUCCAAACUCCAAUGAAAUCCUAAUUCUGGAGCGCCGGGAGCUGCCCCGGCUGCAGGGAUUCACCUCCCGACCCCAAAUCAGCCUCUGGACAAUGGGAUUGGAGGGAGGGACCCCAAAUCAGCCUCUGGACAGUGGGAUUGGAGGGAGGGACCCCAAAUCAGCCUUUGGACCGUGGGAUUGUCAGGAGGAACCUGGAGGUGUGAGAGCCCUGGGGUGCGGCACCUGUGCGGUUUGGAAUGGGGGAACCUGUGGGAUUUGGGAUGCAGAGGCCAAUGGGAUUUGGGCAGGAGGGGUCUGUGGGGUUUGAGAUGAAGGGACCUGCAGGAUGUGGGGUUGGGCAGGAGGCUCUGUGGGAUUUGGGCUCUGUGGGAUCUCUCAAGAGGCUCUGUGGGAUUUGGAAUGGAGACACCAAUGGGAUUUGGUGGGAGGCUCUGUGGAAUUUGGCAGGAGACUCUGUGGGCUCUGUGGGAUCUCUCAGGAGGUUCUGGGCAGCUGCCCCUGUGGUGUUUGUUCAUUUCCAAAGCCGGACCUGAGGUUUGCAAAGGUUGAACCGAGGACAAGCCCUGGAGAACGGGAUUAUUCCCAGGGACUGGGAUCGUUCCCAGAAAAUUGGGAUCAUUCCCAGGACAAUAAACGUGAUCUGAACACA